Helianthus annuus (common sunflower) is the source of this 1421-nucleotide messenger RNA. Its product is annotated as GDSL esterase/lipase At5g45950. Gene Ontology annotation, molecular function: hydrolase activity, acting on ester bonds. Bases 64 to 1248 code for a protein of 394 amino acids. The transcript has 6 exons. The record is from RefSeq and is a predicted model, not a curated record. Lineage: Eukaryota; Viridiplantae; Streptophyta; Magnoliopsida; Asterales; Asteraceae.
AUCAAGUCUAAGACUAAAAACUAAAAUUAGGUCUCCAUUUGGAACAAUUACAAGUAAAAAAUUAUGGGUUGUUUGCAUAUGAUCAUAAACAUGUGUAUGGCGUUGGUGGUGGUGAUGUCUCUUGUCAUAAACCUAGUGCCACAAGCCGAUGCCAUCGCGGUAUCUGAAAUAAGGCGGAUUGCAGUCGCAAAUAACGUAACCGGUUUGUUUGUGUUUGGUGAUUCAAGCGUCGACCCAGGGAAUAACAACCGCCUUAAGACCGAUGAUAAGAGUAACUUUCCACCUUAUGGGAUCGACUUCUUUAGCGGUCGCGCCACUGGGAGGUUUAGUAAUGGAAGACUGGCAACUGAUUUUAUAGCCGAGGCAUUGGGUUAUACGAAGGAGAUUCGACCAUUUCUCGAGCAAGGAGUAGUGAUGCCCUUCGAUCUUUCCCAUGGUGUUAGUUUUGCUUCUAGCGGUUCCGGUUAUGAUAACCUCACUGCUCAAGUUUCGUCGUUAUCGGUUUGGUUCAUUACGGUAUCGGCAGCAAUUGAAAGAAAACAAAACCCAAAUGCCCAAGAACAGAUUUUGUCCAUCAAGAAUGUGUUGUCAUUGUCGCACCAAUUGAAGCAUUUUGCGCAUUACAAAAGAAAUCUUAGGAUGAGGGUAGGAUCAAAAAAGGCUGACGAAUCUAUCCAGAACGCGGUGUUUAUAUUAAGCAUGGGAACAAAUGAUUUUCUGCAAAACUAUUACGUGGAGCUCCCACGACGGGCCCAAUUCACCGUUGACCAAUAUGGAGAUUACUUGAUCUCUCUUUUUCAUGAUUACGUCAAGAAAAUGCAUGCUCUAGGAGCAAGAAGAUUGGUGAUGGUUGGAGUUGUUCCUUUUGGUUGCAUGCCUUUGGUCAAGACAUUGAAGGGUGCCACCAAAUGUGACGAUGAGUACAACAAAGUGGCUAUCUCAUUCGAUUUGAAGUUGCAAAAUGCAUUACUUACAAUACAAAGAACUUUAGGGAUGAAAACGGCCUACGUCGACACUUAUGGUCUCGUUCAAAGUGCGAUUGAAAACCCUAAAAAAUACGGGUUUGAAGAUACUACAAAGGGGUGUUGCGGAACAGGAACGAUCGAAUAUGGUAUUACUUGUAAAGGCUUGGAUGCAUGUGUUGAUCGAGAUAAAUUUUUAUUUUGGGAUGCUGUUCAUCCAACUGAAAGGAUGUAUAAGAUCGUUGCGGAUGAGGCCUUAAAUUCUAUUCUCACCAAGCUUUUUUAAUGAUUAUAAAGAUACAUUGUAAUUUGAACUUGAAACCUUAGUGGUAUUCCUUUGUGAGAGUAUGCACAUGUAUUAUGUGACCUAAAUAACCAAGUAAUAUGUCUAUUAUUGUUGAUUUGUUGUUAUGCUGCCUAAAUAACUUGUCGGGAAUAUAUUAGUUUAUUAAGUUAAAA